Messenger RNA from Argentina anserina (silverweed cinquefoil), 1281 nucleotides. RefSeq names its product peptidyl-prolyl cis-trans isomerase CYP28, chloroplastic. Bases 53 to 922 code for a protein of 289 amino acids. Gene Ontology annotation, cellular component: chloroplast. Gene Ontology annotation, biological process: protein peptidyl-prolyl isomerization. The record is from RefSeq and is a predicted model, not a curated record. Lineage: Eukaryota; Viridiplantae; Streptophyta; Magnoliopsida; Rosales; Rosaceae. The transcript is spliced from 2 exons. Gene Ontology annotation, molecular function: peptidyl-prolyl cis-trans isomerase activity.
CCAAAGAUCCAAACUUUGAACUCAACAAGAACCAAACUCACUUCAGCUCUUCAUGGGCUACUCUAUAAUCACACCACCACCCACUCCGUCACCCCAUCUCCACCCGAACCCGAAACCCAAGCCCAAUACCAUCUCCCUAACCCGCCGCUCCCUCCUCCUCUCCUCCACCGCCCUCACCCUCCCCUCCUCCGCCGCAUCCCCUCCGCCACCCGACACCACCAUCACCGACCGCGUCUUCCUCGACUUCAGCCUCUGCCCCACCUACUUCCGCUGGUCCUCCGAGCAACCCGUCCUCUGCCCCGACCCGGUCCCACUCGGCCGGAUCGUUCUCGGCCUCUACGGCCACCUCGUACCCAUCACCGUCACCAACUUCAAGGCCAUGGUCACCUCCGCCGCCUACAAGGGCACAACCGUCCAUAAACUCUUCCCCGGUCAGUACUUCCUCGCCGGCCACCAGGGUGAUAAACCCGGCGACGUGCGGCGGCCCAUUGGGCUUAUCGCUCGGAACACCGAGACCGUCGAGCCCAAGGCGUUUGAGUUGACCCACUCCCGGCCGGGGCUGCUGUCGCUUAGUCUGUCGGAGAACGACGACGAAGAUGAGAUCAAGUUCGACCCGGAUUACCGGAAUGUGGAGUUCUCCAUCACUACUGGGCCCGGUCCAUGUCCUCAGCUCGAUUACAAGAACAUUGUCUUCGGCUCUGUAAUCGAAGGUUUGGAUGUUGUGACGGCUAUAGCAGCUAUACCGACGUACAGACCGUCCGAGAGAAUACAGCAGUUCAACGAUUUUGCAACGUUUCUUGGAGACGAUAGAGCAAUGCAGGCACGGGCGCUGUGGAAUAAGCCGCUCAAGACUGUGUAUAUCAGUGACUGUGGUGAGCUUAAAGUUGCAAAGCCUUCCUUUUCUCCUCCUAGUCUACCGUAAGCACUCACAAGUUACAAAGAGUCGUGUACAUUCAACGUUGCAUAUAAUGUAAAUGUUUGCAAUUGCUGUUUUUGCUCACUGUAGCACUGAUCGUCGUGUUUCAUAAGAGGAUUCUUGAAUAUUGAAAGACUGCUGAUUUUGUUUCAGAAAUGAAGAUUCAGUUAUAAAGACAGUUCAAGUUGUAUAACAUGCUUCAUACGUCUUAUGCUUUGAGGAAGUAAUAGCAAUGUUAAAAUUUUGGACAGAAAUAUAACUCAGUCUAAUAGAGACCAUUACUAGCUUGUAUAGUUGUAUUACCAAGUUCAUGAUCUGAGGCAAAAUGUUAGAUUGACUAAUAGGAAAAACUUCGGGAGGUAUGU